Molecule: messenger RNA, 639 nt
Organism: Jatropha curcas
Lineage: Eukaryota; Viridiplantae; Streptophyta; Magnoliopsida; Malpighiales; Euphorbiaceae
Source: RefSeq, a predicted model, not a curated record
AUGACGAACAUUGAACUGUUGUAUGAAGAAAAGGCAGAAGAGUGGUUGUUGAAGAUACCACUGCCACAAUGGGCCAGACAUGCUUGCCGACCUGAGGGUAAAAGUGAGCACAUGACAAAUAAUAUGUCAAAGUCCUUCAACAGUUUACUUGGAAGAAAUAGAAGCUUGCAAAUUGUGAAGCUGUUGGAUGCAAGUAGGCAAAAAUGCAUGCACAAGCUACAUAAAAGAUUUGCAAGAGGGUCGACAUGGCAGGGAAAACCGACACUAAAGUGCAAGGAUGCAUUGAAUAAUUUGAUGAAAAUGACCAAAGGGUGUAGGAUGAUUCCCAGUAAUACUUAUGAGUUUGAAGUGUGGGAAGGAAAAAUUGCAUUUGCAGUUGUCAUAGGAAAAAGGACAUGCUUAUGCAAGUGGUGGGAGACAUCAGGAUUACCAUGCAAACAUGCAUGCCUUGCACUUGGUUACAAGAGGGCUAACAUUGAAGAAUAUUGCAAUGAAUAUUUCACAGUAGAAGCAUAUCUGAAGACAUAUAAGGGUGUAAUACACACAAUCCCUCGUGUCAAUCUAGAGUCAGAAACUGAAGGGAAUAUAGUGCUGCCUCUAGAACUAAAAAGAAAGGUUGGAAGACCUAAGAAGAAUUAG